Molecule: messenger RNA, 696 nt
Organism: Lecanosticta acicola
Lineage: Eukaryota; Fungi; Ascomycota; Dothideomycetes; Mycosphaerellales; Mycosphaerellaceae
Source: the annotation of a GenBank genome assembly
AUGACGCUCCCUCUGCAGCUCACGCGGGCGUGUGUCGCGCUGCGACGGGAAGGGCUCGGCCUCUUUUUCAGGUGCAACGGCAUCACCAUCCAUACGAAGCAUAUCCGCCGGCCCAUCCACGCGCCGCGUCUGCUCAAGAUGAUGAAGAAAUGGAUGCGAGUCUGCGGAUAUGCGCAGGUCCGCGAGGUGCGCGGCGUGGUCUUGGAUCUUGGGGUCAUGAAGCUGGGAACGGAUCUUCUGGAGCCCGUCGACUGGUAUGUGCUGGGGCUCGUGCGGCGAUGGCUGCAUCCGAAGGCGACUAUUCAUGUGGCUUUGCGGGUGGAGCUUCCGUGUCACUUCCAUGGAGUUACGCCCUAUCGCGUUCGUUUUGAGCUGGGAGAUCAGUCCAUGGCUGAAGGCCAAAUUCGGCUCAUUGAGGACGGGGUCUACUGUCAAAUUUUCGCGCUCUCGUUGGAGCAAGGUGCGCGGACCGCUCUGGGCCUGGACGACCUUUUUAAAGUACUUGUCGGGGAGUCGCUCCUCGACUGGGAACGUUUCCAGGAGGCACUGGUCCUUUGGAAAUUGGACGAGGCCGGAGGUAGGAGCGAGAAGCCAGGGUUCUCGGGGAGGAGGACGUUGGUGGAAAGCGCACAAUCUUUCAUGACCGACUCAGAUGCGAGAAACAGGACAUACUUGUACAUUGUCGUUUUAGGAUAG